CCCUGGGCCCCUUGUCCACCCCACCCACGUGGCCUGCCCCUACCGGCAGUUCCUGAUAGAGGACUCUCCCUCGGGAAACAUUUUAUAGAUGGACAACGGAGACUCGGAACUCUGCCUGGCUUCACAUAUGCUGUGCCCUGUGCCUGGCUGGCUUUUUCUCAUGGUGCUGAUAAACUCCUGGGCACCUUUCUAAUCGCUCCUCACUCUGAGCUAGGCGCUGUAUCGAGCACCUUACACACAUUUUGUCCUACCUAUUCCUUUCAAGAGCCUCCAUGAGGUAGGUGGUGACUUACCCAGUUUGCUCCUAGAAGUUAAGUAGCCUACCCAAGGCGACAUUGUGAGUAAUCAGACUUCAGAGCUUGUAUUCUUGUAGUGUCCUAAGAAUUUUUAGUUCUUUGUGACGUCCUCCCUUAGUCAGAAUUGACUGAUUGCUAUACACGUCUUUAUUCUGUUACUGAUCAACAAUUAUUGAAGUGUUCCUCCUUGAUGUCUCUUCCUUUACUUGGAGACUGAGAUGUUCUUCGAGACAAACACCAGUUCUUACAAGUCCCGAUAAUCCACUCAGCACAGCAGCCAGCACCGAAAGACAAACCUUUGGAUGAACGAAUAACUUGCCCAAAGUCAAGUGUCUCGACUACAUUGUGAGAGUGAAUCUUUCAAGAUGGACCUAAUCUUAGAUGUAAACAUCCAGAUUUACCCUGUAGACUUGGGUGACAAGUUCCGGUUGGUCAUAGCCAGUACCUUAUAUGAAGAUGGUACCCUGGAUGAUGGUGAAUACAACCCCACAGAUGAUAGGCCUUCCAGGGCUGACCAAUUUGAGUAUGUAAUGUAUGGGAAAGUAUACAGGAUUGAGGGAGACGAAACUUCUACUGAGGCAGCAACGCGUCUCUCUGCCUACGUGUCGUAUGGGGGCCUGCUCAUGAGGCUGCAGGGUGAUGCCAACAACCUGCACGGAUUUGAAGUGGACUCCAGAGUUUAUCUGCUGAUGAAGAAACUGGCCUUCUGAAGCACCCAGGAAGCCAACCUUGCUGCUUAGUCACUUAGGGCUUGGACAUUCAUUCAUUCAAGCCUGAGGAGCAGUAACUGUUGACCACCUGUUCAGGAGGGGCUGUCUGUCUGCCCACUGUGGGUGCAUCUUUAGGUGGUCUGGACUCCAUGGGAAACUUGCCUGUGAAAGACCCAAUGGGAGAGCUUAAAAUGGAUGAGAAGUUGUUUUGUGUGUAUAUGAUUUUUAAAUUAAACUUUACUUUUUCA
Molecule: messenger RNA, 1254 nt
Organism: Acinonyx jubatus (cheetah)
Lineage: Eukaryota; Metazoa; Chordata; Mammalia; Carnivora; Felidae
Gene: POLR2H
Product: RNA polymerase II, I and III subunit H
Exons: 5
Coding region: 662-1006 (114 amino acids)
Biological process (GO): DNA-templated transcription
Cellular component (GO): RNA polymerase III complex; RNA polymerase II, core complex; RNA polymerase I complex
Molecular function (GO): DNA-directed RNA polymerase activity
Source: RefSeq, a predicted model, not a curated record